CAAUAAUUCCUCUUCUUCCAAGCAUAUUUGAGUGACUCUCAGUUCUAAGUUUUAAUGGCAUCCUCAUUGGAAAUAGACAACAACCAAACAGUCCAUGACCAUGAAACCAGGGAAGAAGAAGAAGAAGAAGAAGAAAGCUUCUCCUAUGCUUUGCAGCUGGUGAGUUCCUCUGCUCUGUCCAUGUCAUUGAAAUGCGCUGUGGAGCUGGGCAUAUUCGAUAUCAUAAGCAAAGAAGGUGAAGGGGCAAAGCUCUCCCCAACAGAGAUUGCAGCCCACUUGGGCACCAACAACCCUGACGCACCCACCAUGCUGGACUCCAUCCUUAGGCUCUUGGCCUGCCACUCUGUCCUCAACUGCUCUGUGGUUGCUGAUGAUAACAAUAAUAAUAUUAAUGGCUCUUUGCAGUUGCAGAGGCUAUACAGUCUUGGUCCCGUCUCCAAGUUCUUUGUCACCAACAAAGAUGGUGUUUCAUUGGGCCCCUUGGUGUCGCUCAUGCAAGAUAAAGUCUUCUUAGCUAGCUGGUCUGCUUUUUAUAUUCAAUAAUUAUUUUUUUUGUUC
Molecule: messenger RNA, 558 nt
Organism: Ziziphus jujuba (common jujube)
Lineage: Eukaryota; Viridiplantae; Streptophyta; Magnoliopsida; Rosales; Rhamnaceae
Product: caffeic acid 3-O-methyltransferase-like
Exons: 1
Coding region: 55-543 (162 amino acids)
Biological process (GO): methylation
Molecular function (GO): S-adenosylmethionine-dependent methyltransferase activity; protein dimerization activity; O-methyltransferase activity
Source: RefSeq, a predicted model, not a curated record